Molecule: messenger RNA, 2042 nt
Organism: Athalia rosae (coleseed sawfly)
Lineage: Eukaryota; Metazoa; Arthropoda; Insecta; Hymenoptera; Athaliidae
Gene: Es2
Product: splicing factor ESS-2 homolog
Exons: 2
Coding region: 161-1609 (482 amino acids)
Cellular component (GO): catalytic step 2 spliceosome
Source: RefSeq, a predicted model, not a curated record
UUACUUGAUGGCGCUACCGCCUGGUCAACUGUCACAGGAACGUCGUGAGCAAUUUUCAACCACAUAACCUUACCUAGAAUCAGGGUUUUGUGUUGAUGUAUUCCAUAAAUUCCUAGUGCUUUUUCAAUCAUACUGAAUUUGAUAAGAUUUUAAUGAAAAUAUGGGAUCUCCGAUGGAUACCCCGGGUUCUCAAGCCCUGGAAGCAGCGAGAAACAUUAAGGAUUUAGCUGUUUUCAAGAAACCAAUUGGUGUAGCAAAAAGGAGUAAGGGUUUCAAGGGAAAGAUCUUGGACGAGGAUACUUACAUCGCAAAAAUGGCUGAGAUUAUACAGAGAGAUUUUUUCCCGGACUUGGAAAAGCUGCAUGCCCAGAAUGAUUAUUUGGACGCAUUGGAACACAAUAACAUAAAAAGGAUGCGUGAGUUGUAUGAAAAGUAUAGCUCCGGUAGACCAAUCGUAGAGAGACCCGUUAGCCCUGCUACUUUUGAGACACCCUUACGAAGUGGUGAAACAGAGGAAUCAGUCCCUACUACACCCAAAUCUCCAGAAAUAGAUGUAACCACCAAUGAGGUUGAAACUGACAACAAAUUAGGACUCGAUGCAUAUUUAUCUUCACAUACAAGCGAGGACAAUGCUAGUUUUGAAGAAAUGAUGGUAGAUGCAGAAAAAAAACAUAGACUGAAGUAUUCCUGGCUGUAUGACGUUGAAGAAAAAUCAAAGGCUUUGGCUAUCGAGAGAAAUAAAACUGCUGUGAUGUCUUUAGAAGGACCUUAUGAAAAACCAAAAGAACUCGAUGGCUGGAGUUACACCAAUAAAAAUUAUAUCAUGUAUGUACCCGAUGGCGUGGAGCUUACUGCUGAGGAAAUGAUAAACUUGGCCAAACGGAAACAAGAGGUUGUACAUGAUAACACGAGACUGCGAGCAAAUCCCUUCAAUGAGCAACAGAAUAAAGAAACCAUCAAUGAGCUAGCAAAAACUCAGUCUAAAGUCAAUGAUGGAAAGAUCGGCGUCGAUGGAAAAGAAGUCAUUCGAAAUCCAACUCCUAGAGUAAAUGGUUUCAGUUUUGUUGCCACACCUAGUCCCAGACCUGGUGAAUGCGACAGCCCUCUAAUGACUUGGGGGCAAAUCGAAGGCACCCCUUUCAGAUUGGAUGGAGGAGAUACUCCACUCUUGAGAACCAGCCAAGGUCCAGCUUUUAGAAUGGCUGAACCUCCUAAAAGAGAGAAAAUCGCACUACAACUAGCAGAAAAAGCUGGCGAGAGGCACAGAGACCGAAAAAGCAAAGCUUUAGAAGCUGCCAGAAGAUCAUUAGCUAGUCCAUCACCAAGACCGUUAUCUGCCAUGGAUCGUUUGAGCACAAUGUCGCCAGCGGCUAGAAGAUUAGCAACCCAAAAGCUGCGCCUAUCCACAACCCCUACCCCAAGAAGAAUUCGACAAGCAAGAACGCCGUCAAUAGGUGUAAGGACACCUCAUACACCGAGAUUCAAUACUCCUGGUUCAAAGAGUCAAGAGUCUGACGGAGACCAAGCCCCAAUGUCCGAAGGACCUGUGCUUACCGAUAAUCUGCUUAAUCUACCGACUCAAAGGCAGAGAGCUGCUGAUUAUUUCUAAUAAGCUACGAUGUAAUUAUGAAAAGAUAUUUAUAAGUCUGUAUAAAGUGUGCAAAAGCUCUGAAUAUUUAGUUCAGCUUCACCAGGUUGAUGAUACGUUUCAGAAUAUUAUGUGUGUUUUUUAUUAUAUAUUUAUCUACAGUUACUCUCAUAAGGUCAUAGUUUGUAGAAAAUUUGAGUAUGGUUUAAUUAAUAAUUAUAUUAUUUUCGCGAUUAUUCUACUUUAAGUUUGCAAAAAGUAUCUGAUUUUGAAUAAUAAUAGUUUUGUUAGAAUUCUAUGGGAUGAUUUCAUGAAGUAAGUUGGUAGAUACUAAGGUACUGUACAUAUAGACGGCGAACAGCACAGACACAGCGUUGUUAAAACGAUAUGGAAAUGUCUUCAUGCGAAAUGGUCUGACCCUUCAGAGUCAUAAAUAAAAAAAGUUCUUACCGUC